AUGCAUCUCUUUCCCUGUUUGCUCACCCUUUCCUUGCAGUUGCUGGCGCUUCAAGCAGGCACUGCGAUUGGUCUAGAGGCGCGCACCCCUCACGUAUUGCGGAGGGCGUACACGAAACACACGUCGAGGUCCGUGCAAGACACUCGCGAUGCUCUCAAGACGACUCAUCAGGAGCGAGCAGCUCCAGAAGUAGGCGACCCCUCAAGCAGCCAAAGCACUACCAUUUGCGACAUUGUAGAUCAGGGUGGAGCGACCUCUUCAACGCUCGACGUGGGCCCCAUCAUCGAACAAGUCUUCAAGUCGUGCGUCAAGCGCAGCUCAGGAGCUGUGCUUCGUGUACCGGCUGGGGACUGGCCGAUCGCCUCUCAUGUCAUCCUGAAUCCCUGCGAAGACUUCACCUUUCAAAUGGAGGGCAAUCUACACCUCACAGUCGCGAACGUGGGCGGCGGUCCCAUCUUCGACUUUCGAUACUCGAACAAUUUCAGAGUCACGGGAGGUGGAACAUUCUUUGGCAAUGGCCGUGCUUUUAGGGACAAGUACGCCUUGAAAGACAGACCGAGGUUGAUGCUCUUCGAGGGUACCAACUACGAAGUUGACCACAUCAGGCUCGAUGAUGCGCCGAUGUACCAUCUCACCGCCCGAGGAUCUCACUUCAAAGUCCACGAUAUAGUGAUCAGCAGCAAACCUCCAUACGUCGGUACGACGGACGGCAUAGAUUUGGUUUGCGAAGAACAAUGUUCAGUCUACAGCGCGAACGUGACGAGUGGCGACGAGUGCCUUUCAAUCAAGAAAGCCCACGGGGUCGAGGUGCAGGAUCUCGAGUGCCACAAUGGGGGUGCAGUAUCGAUUGGCAGUGCUGGGCCGGAUGGCACGUUUGAAGUCGAAGACGUGCGCGUCAAAGGCGUGUCGAUGCAUAACUCUCAAGCUGGCGUCUACAUCAAGGCGUAUCCGAGAUCUCGCGGCUACAUCCGUGGUUGCCUUUUCCAAGACUUUACCAUCGACGAUGUAGCGCAUCCCAUCGAGAUCAAUCAAGCUUGGUGCGGUCAUGGCGAGUGCUCCCUCUCGGAACCUGGAGGACUUGACAUCUCCGACAUUACGUUUGAUGGCUUCAAAGGAAGCGGGGAUGACACUACCCGGCCUCCCGUCAUAUUGCGUUGCCACUCGGGAGGGUGUCACGAUAUCAAUUUCAAGAACAUCGACUUGGCUAAAAAGGGCGGACGUUCCCCCAAGCCGCAGAUGCAGGGCGCAUGUGGCGCUGGACUCGCCGCCCUGCCGGCUUGCUGAACUUGCGAAAGGAAAGUCGGCUCAGGCGGACGGCUGAAGCAAGCAUAUUAGCCGUCCGACGAAGUUGUUUGCAAAAAUGCACGUGACACUUUGCCAUGUGAAUGACGCCUGAUCGCUUGGACUGCGCACUCUUUUGUGAGCUGCACCAGACCUUCUCACUCUUCGUCGCGAAGCAUCUCCAAGUCAUUUGCGAGCUCAUCGCGGUCAUGAUGUCAUGUUCAACUUUCACGUU
This is a messenger RNA of Ceraceosorus guamensis, 1516 nucleotides long. Its product is annotated as pectin lyase-like protein. The coding region runs from base 1 to 1284 and encodes 427 amino acids. The transcript has 7 exons. The record is from RefSeq and is a predicted model, not a curated record. NCBI's taxonomy places the organism in Eukaryota, Fungi, Basidiomycota, Exobasidiomycetes, Ceraceosorales, Ceraceosoraceae. Gene Ontology annotation, biological process: carbohydrate metabolic process. Gene Ontology annotation, molecular function: polygalacturonase activity.